AAAAUAUUCUCAAUCAACAGUCGAAUGAUAGCAUGGAUUUCCUUGUGGCUCCAGCAUCUAUAACAGGGACGACAUCGGCAACCAUCGCACCAGCAAGUGGAUCAGUAACAACGUUGUCCUUGAAUCUGAAUGUGUUACAACCACCACCUUUGAUACCAGCACAGUCACAGCAACAACAGCAACAUCCCACAACAUCUACCCUUAUGGACAUUAAUCAGAACAGUAACCAAACAAUGUUGCCACCAACUGCAAUCAAUGGACCACAGACAGCCCCUGCCAGGCCUCUGGAAAAUCUUAUUAUCUUCGACAAUUUCAAUGUUCAUGAGACGCAUCGCAUUGAGGAUGGAAUUUGUACCCAAUUGUCCAGGUUACCACCCAAAAAACAGGAAUUACUAAAACAGUUCGGUAUUCAAACAAAUCAGACUGUAACGUAUUAUGAAAAGUAUAUUCUCAUCGAAAAUUUCAACAGAUUUUGCAAUGAAUAUAAGGUGGCCGAUCAUAGACCCUUUUUGGAUUUAUCGGAGAGCGGUUUACCCAAAUCCGAACAACUUAAAUUCAUACGGUAUUUGGGACAGGGACUACCCAAUUUGACACUAAACAAGAUCUUCUUGGUUUUCAAGGACAUUUUAGGUUUAAGCAGAAUAGAAAAAAUGGCUAUAGAGGGCUAUAACUUAGAUGCAAUAUUAAAAAAGAAAAAGAGAAACUUAUACAAUCGAAUGACAGCAGCUGCAGUGCACAAAGAAUGUAAUCCAGAUGCCAAUACACCCGCAUUACCAACAACGGCAACCAUAGCGAAACCAUCAUCAGUUCCAGUGGUAGCAGCUAAUAUUAUUCCAGCACCGGCAUUAUCCCCUAUCUAUCAACAGGAAUCGUAUAAAACUUAACGUUGGUGUUCAUUUUUGAUAUAUUUUUUAAAUAUUUAAUAAUUAAAUAUCUAAUUGUUAUUUAAAUGAAUUCCUCCUCCUCCUUCCCUCAGUUUGUAGCAAACUUUCCGGAACUGGACCAGUAACUGUUGUGUCUUGAAAACGAUGAAGCAAAUGAAACAAAAAAAUUAAUUUAUGUAUUUAGACAGACGGAGAAAGUGAACAAAAAUAUGCUUAUAAAAAUUAAGGACUUCAGAAUCAACAUUAAAGUUAUU
Messenger RNA from Musca domestica (house fly), 1138 nucleotides. RefSeq lists its product as uncharacterized. The record is from RefSeq and is a predicted model, not a curated record. The coding region runs from base 33 to 884 and encodes 283 amino acids. Lineage: Eukaryota; Metazoa; Arthropoda; Insecta; Diptera; Muscidae. The transcript is spliced from 4 exons.